AUGGACGUCAACAUUGCCAAUCGCCUUCCCGGAGCUCAAGUCCUGAAAUAUACAAGAAUUUGGAAGGGUUUAGUUGCACAAUUUAAGUCACUAGUCAGUUUGCUGAUUGAUAUGAGAUUACACUCAAGUUCCGGCACAACUAACACUGAUUUGAGUGUUAGGGUGGCUGAAAGUUUAACAGUUCCUGUAACAACCACUUUGGUGCGUGUAGCAUUGGUAGUUGCAAGUGGAGAUUUGCACUGGGAUGCUCUUUUACAAGCCAACUUGCAAGCUGUUCCCGCAAGUAUACCUAUAAUAGCACUCUCUUUUGUUUAUCAGAAUGUUGUGCCUGUUCUUUGUACGAAUCUGGAAGGAGACCUUUCUAAAAUAAGAUGGAUUAUCACCUGCAGGACUGCGAUUGUUCUAGGCACUGCCAUUCCCCUUGGACUCUUUAUUAUAUGGAAUGCUGUCAUUCUUGGAACAAUCACUGCUCCUGAAGCAGGCAUGGAUAAGAUUACGGACCCACUGCAAGAAUUGCUAGCUACUAAUGGAGUUGUUGGGCCUAUCGUUGGGGCAUUCUCACUACUUGCCAUUGCAACUUCUUAUAUUGGAUUCGUUUUGGGCCUCACUGACUUCCUCUCUGACUUGCUGAAACUACCAUCUGAUAGAAGCAGACCGCUCCCAUACCUCCUGACUUUGUUUCCACCACUAAUACUGUCCCUGCUAGACCCAGACAUCUUUUUCAAAGCAUUGGAUUUUGCUGGAACUUAUGGAGUUCUUGUGCUUUUUGGUGUUGUUCCUGCUGCAAUGUCUUGGUCUGAUAGAUACACGAGUUCUUCGGUGUCCUCAAAUCUUCAGCAGCUUGUACCUGGAGGUAGGUUCACCCUUUCACUAGUAAUUGGUGGUGCGGGAUAUGUUAUUAUUUCAGAACUAAUCCAGAACUUGAUGAUCAAAACAAACAUCUCCUGACUGAUGGAAAUUGUUGUAUUAUCACUACACAUAUUUCUUUUUUCAAUAUCUACAACACGUUUGUUGUAGUUAGAAAUUUGUAAAAUAAAACAAAACC
This is a messenger RNA of Cynara cardunculus var. scolymus (artichoke), 1045 nucleotides long. RefSeq names its product tyrosine-specific transport protein-like. Lineage: Eukaryota; Viridiplantae; Streptophyta; Magnoliopsida; Asterales; Asteraceae. The record is from RefSeq and is a predicted model, not a curated record. The transcript is spliced from 7 exons. The coding region runs from base 1 to 948 and encodes 315 amino acids. Gene Ontology annotation, biological process: amino acid transmembrane transport.